CCAGACGAGACCUCCCAAACCGGGGUGAGGCACCUCAUUCGAAUGCGACUGCGACGGACGGGCAGUCCCAUUUCCCCCAAGCGCCCAACCUCAUCUUUUGUUUUUGUCUCCUUCAUCCGCCUUUUCUUCACGCGUUUCGUACUCUUCGCGCCGUGGUUUUAAUCACAAAUUCAUCUGCGAGCUCUGCAGGAUACAGCAUUGCUCUUCAUUCGUUGCAUUCAGCGCAUCGCAUCGCAUUAUCGCAAACUGCAUAAAUCCUCUCGCUUCAUCCAUAUAUCACCAUGCCUAUGGAACUUCGCAAGCGCAAGGCGUCUACUGCCCCUCCCCCUCCUCCCGUGAAGAGAAAGUCAACUACCAAGGUUCCCAAAGCGGCUGCCAAGGUGAAGGAGGCCGCUGCCAAGGUCACAGAGAAGAAGGAAGAGCCUGAGGAGGCUAAGGAGGAGGAGAAUACUGAGGAAGAGCCCAAGGCUGAGGAACCUAAGGCGGAGGAGUCCAAGAAGUCCGGUGGCAAGCCCAAGGUUGGCGAUGUUGUGGACCUUGAUGGCUUUGGAGGCGAGAUAGAGACCAAUGAUGGUGAAAAGACCACAUUGAAGAAGCUUGUUGAUGAGAGCAAGUCUGGUGUCGUCCUCUUCACUUACCCCAAGGCAUCUACUCCUGGCUGCACCAAGCAAGUCUGCUUCUUCCGCGACUCUUAUGAGCCUCUCACCAAGGAUGGCCUUGCCAUCUACGGUCUCAGCGCCGACUCCCCCAAAGCCAACACAACCUUCAAGGAGAAGCAAAAGCUCCCUUACACACUGCUAUGCGACCCGAAGGCGACACUCAUCGAGGCCAUCGGUCUCAAGAAGGCUCCCAAGGGAACGACGCGCGGUGUUUUUGUCAUUGGCAAGGAGGGCAAGAUUCUGGUUGCCGAGGCCGGAAGCCCCCAGGGCACUCUUGAUCGUGUUCAGGCACUGGUUGAAGAGCUGGCUAGCAAAUAAAUACGAGGCCUCUGAUCGGUCGCACACCUACGCAUGAUGGUGAUUAGUGGGAGCAAUCGGGACUUUUGAUAUACCUGGGUUACAGGCUUUUUGUUUUCGUAUCUUGCUGCAAAUUAAAAGGGUUCAUAGACCAAUAGUAACACGAGUGAUAGCAACAUUUCAAGUUUCCCAUUUUGGUCUAUUUUCGAUGUUGACGAGGAUUAUUUAGUCCUCGGUCACUAGGCCUUCCAGUGGCAAUGCCAG
This is a messenger RNA of Fusarium oxysporum Fo47, 1220 nucleotides long. RefSeq names its product thioredoxin peroxidase DOT5. Bases 282 to 977 code for a protein of 231 amino acids. NCBI's taxonomy places the organism in Eukaryota, Fungi, Ascomycota, Sordariomycetes, Hypocreales, Nectriaceae. Gene Ontology annotation, biological process: cellular response to oxidative stress; cell redox homeostasis. The record is from RefSeq and is a predicted model, not a curated record. Gene Ontology annotation, cellular component: cytoplasm. The transcript has 2 exons. Gene Ontology annotation, molecular function: thioredoxin peroxidase activity.